AUGAAGCACAUCCCGGUCCUCGAGGAUGGGCCGUGGAAGACCGUGUGCGUGAAGGAGCUGAACGGCCUCAAGAAGCUCAAGAGGAAAGGCAAAGACCCGGCGCGGCGCGCGAACGGCUAUAAAACUUUCCGACUGGACUUGGAAGCGCCCGAGUCCGGCGCCGCCGCCACCAACGGGCUGCGGGACAGGACCCAGCGGCUUCAGCCGGUCCUGGCCCGGGUGCCAGCCCCGGUGGCGCCGUCCGUCCUCCCAGGUGGGGGAGCGGUCACGGCAGGGGAACGCGGGGGCGUUCGGGUGCCUGAGGUCUUGGACGCGCGGAAGCGCCGCUUCGCCCUGGGCGCAGUGAGGCCGGGACUCCCCACGCCGCCGCCGCCGCCUCCGGUGCCCCAGGGCCAGACAUCAGGGGCUCCGGAGGCACAGCCUGGUCGGGAGCAGGGCCUGCGUCCCCGCAUCUUGCUUUGCGCGCCGCCCGCGCGCCCCGCGCCUCCAGUGCCCCCAGCGUCCUCUCUGCGCCCGGCACCCCCGACGCGCCCCGGGGAAAGUUCCUACUCGUCAAUUUCACACGUAAUUUACAAUAACAUCCCGGAUUCCUCUGCGUCGCCUAGGAAACGGCCAGGCGAAGCGACCGCCGCCUCCUCCGAGAUCAAAGCCCUUCAGCAGACCCGAAGGCUCCUGGCGAACGCCAGGGAGCGGACGCGGGUGCACACCAUAAGCGCAGCCUUCGAGGCGCUCAGGAAGCAGGUGCCGUGCUACUCAUACGGGCAGAAGCUGUCCAAACUGGCCAUCCUGCGGAUCGCUUGUAACUACAUCCUGUCCCUGGCGCGCCUGGCUGACCUCGACUACAGUGCCGACCACAGCAACCUCAGCUUCUCCGAGUGCGUGCAGCGCUGCACCCGCACAUUGCAGGCUGAGGGCCGCGCCAAGAAGCGCAAGGUCCCCUUUUAA
Messenger RNA from Trichechus manatus latirostris (Florida manatee), 945 nucleotides. RefSeq names its product atonal bHLH transcription factor 8 (gene ATOH8). The transcript is spliced from 3 exons. Gene Ontology annotation, biological process: positive regulation of transcription by RNA polymerase II; sensory organ development; axon development. Gene Ontology annotation, molecular function: protein dimerization activity; E-box binding; DNA-binding transcription factor activity, RNA polymerase II-specific. The coding region runs from base 1 to 945 and encodes 314 amino acids. Gene Ontology annotation, cellular component: nucleus. Lineage: Eukaryota; Metazoa; Chordata; Mammalia; Sirenia; Trichechidae. The record is from RefSeq and is a predicted model, not a curated record.